AUGUGCAAGAUUAUCGACGGGAUGACUCAAUUGAAGUGUAAAGACAGUGCAGAUGUCGCACAAUUAAGAGUUGAAGGAAGAGGUGGGCGGGGAGAGAGGUUGCGCCAGGUGUCCGACUUCGUUUUUGUUGUCGCAGAGGUUCGUGGAGAGUUCGCUUUAGCUCCCGUGGUUAGGCUAGUGCGGGUGAAUUGUCCGGUGCACGCUCUGCUCGUCCUUUUCUAUGGCAGAACCAAAUAUCUGCAGACGGCAACAAAGAAAGGCGCCGACAAAGGCGAGAAGGCGAGAAGGCGAAGGAACGGAAGAGUGGAAGUUGGGUCGAGUCGAGUCGAGAGGAAUAAAGAACGUGAGUGGUUGUACGACCAAGAGCGAACGAACGAGGGCCCAGAAGGCAGAGUGGCAGCAGCAGAAGCAGAGAGCAGCAGGGUGGGCGUGGGAUGCAAUGGACGAUCGGGGCAGGCGAAGCAGGCGAUAGAGCGAAUGAUAUCGGAUGCGCAGGCCGAGACACGUUCCCUGAUUGGGGGGGUUGCGGUGCAGGAGGUGGAGAAGUUGAUGCAGAAGCGAUGCAAUGUGACCGGAGAGGAAGAACUGCCUCAGCGAAGGCGAGGUGGACGAACAGAAAAGCGCGUUUCUGGUCCAGAACGCGAUUCUGCUGGCAAGCGCACUGUUGCAGCGCAGCGCAGCGGCGUGAACGGUGCAGCAGGCGAGAAGUGCUGGGGAGUGCUGCUAGCUGCUUUCGCCCAAGUGCAGAUCGUGCCGAGGACGAAACGCCAGACCGCCUCUGCCACUGGCCUCGAUGUUUCUUCUCGGCCGCUCUUCCGGAGGAUUUUGAUCUUGUCCUUGGUCCCCUACGCUCCUUGGAAGGCCUGGGGCCGUGGAUUUUGGCAAGUGGAGCCUCGCUGCGUGCCGGCGCUGCACUGCUGA
Messenger RNA from Hyaloscypha bicolor E, 921 nucleotides. RefSeq lists its product as uncharacterized. Lineage: Eukaryota; Fungi; Ascomycota; Leotiomycetes; Helotiales; Hyaloscyphaceae. The coding region runs from base 1 to 921 and encodes 306 amino acids. The record is from RefSeq and is a predicted model, not a curated record. The transcript has 3 exons.